UAAUGUUGACAAGACAACACCCAAGUGACAACGUUGCAUAACUUCAGCAAUAACCGUAAGGAGAGGAGGCAGAUAACCGCUCCACUAGGACGGUCCCAAUUCCACCACAUCAAUGGGGAUCCGGUGGUCACCUUAUACUCAAGACAACGUUUAAAAUGACGGAGGGUAGACUGUGCCAGGUGCAUCUUCUGGAUGACAGGAAGUUAGAGCUGCUGGUUCAGCCUAAACUACUGUCAAGGGAGCUUCUUGAUUUGGUGUCCUCCCAUUUCAACCUCAAAGAGAAGGAAUACUUUGGACUCACGUUUGUCGACGACAAUGGCCAGUGUAAGUGGCUGCAGAUGGACCGCAGAGUCCUGGAGCAUGACUUCUCCAAGAAGAGCGGGACCAUCUCCCUCAAGUUCCUGGUCAGGUUUUAUGUGGAGAGCAUCUCCCAGCUCAAGGACAUCAUUACUGUGGAGUUAUUCUACCUGAACGCCAAAUAUGCCGUCUACCAGGGAAUUAUCGAGGUGGAGAGCGAGAACGUCUUCAGAUUAGCCGCGAGUGCUCUGCAGGAGGCCAAAGGAGACUACACAAGUGACGAGAACACGAGAGCAGACCUGAAGAAGCUUCCCGUCCUGCCCACCAAAGUGCUGAAAGAACACCCGUCCCUUGCAUACUGUGAGGACGGGGUGAUCGAACACUACAAACAGCUGAAGGGACUCUCCAGAGGACAGGCCGUAGUGCGGUACUUGACGUUGGUGGAAUCCCUGCCCACGUACGGCGUCCAUUAUUUUGAAGUGAAGGACAAGCAAGGAAUGCCAUGGUGGCUUGGAAUCAGCUACAAAGGAAUUGGGCAAUAUGAUUUGCAGGAUAAAUUAAAACCAAGAAAGCUUUACCAGUGGAAGCAGCUGGAAAACCUUUAUUUCCGGGAAAAGAAAUUUGCCGUAGAGGUCAACGACCCACACCGGAGAGCGGUGACUAAGCGUACCUUCGGGCAGACCGGGCUGCUCAUCCACACAUGGUACGCCAGCCAUUCUCUGAUCAAGACCAUUUGGGUGAUGGCCAUUAGCCAACAUCAGUUCUACUUGGAUAGAAAGCAGAGCAAAGGUAAGAUAGGCUCUGCGAAGAGUUUGGAGGAAAUCGCUAUGGAUCUCACCGAGCAAGGAGGGUCGAAGAUAAGCAGAUUAGGAGACACAGGGCUGAAGAAUAAUCACAUAAUGGCUAGCAAUGGCAGCCUGGUGUCUACUGGUUCGGCCGACUCGGAGGCCAGCGAGGAGCAGAAGCGGGAGAAGAUCUCCGAGCUGAGGAAGAAGGAGCAGGAGAUCCAGGAGGUGCUGGCCAAGAAGACCAAGGAGCUGAGGAAGAUCUGUCUGAGGGAGGCGGAGCUCACGGGCAAGCUGCCAAAAGAGUACCCCCUGUCCGCCGGCGAGAGACCGCCGCAGAUCAGACGCCGCGUCGGCACCACGUUCAAGUUGGAUGACCUCUUCCCCUAUAACGAGGACCCAUAUCUGAGGAACCUGGAGAGCCGCUUCGCCCUGCAGCGGAAGAUCGUGGAGGCGGCCAAGAAGCUGGCCAACGAGGCGGAGCUGUGCAAGACGGUGAAGAAGAAGCGGAGGAGGAACUGUCUGGACGCCAUGCACAAACUACAGCAGGUGGAGGACGAGAUGAACCAGUACAGGAUCAAGAAGGGGAAGAAGCCCACGCAGAGAGCCUCGCUCAUCAUCGCGGAUGAGCUGGUGCGCUCGGACUGCAGCUCCCUCUCCAGCCUGCCACUGGACGACGAUGACUCAGACAGCUCCAGCCAGAGGCCCCGGUCCCGCUCGGUGCAGGGCUCCCCUCAGCUCAGCCCCAUGCGCUCUCUGGGGGCCGAGUACGAGGCGGACAGACAGGCGUCCUCAAACCACCACCAGAAGAACCUCAGCAGGCUAGCCUACGAAGGCCAGGAGCCUUCCCAGCACUACCAGGGUCCGAGGGAGGUCUCCUCCAGUGGCAGCAGCCCCUACAAAACCCUCCCCAGGCCUGCCAGAGACCCACGUAGCAUGCCGCCCACCCCUGUCAUGACCCGCAAUGCCUACAGCAGCAGUCAGCUCAGGACGGGCGGCUCCACCCAGAGCUUCAGGCACCGCAGCGGCAGCCUGGAGUCCCAGCCGCCGCCCCGCAAGGACCCGGAGACGGAGAAGCCCGUGUUCACACUUUCGCCGGCGCACCGCAGCUCCAGCACGGAGGCCCUGGAGGACUGCUCCUCCUACGCCAGCCAGUCCAGCCUGGACUACUGCGCCACCACCGCCGCCCCCCACUACUGCACCCUGGACUCCCGCCGCACCCCCCAGCUGCACCGGCUGCACCGGCGGGUGGAGGUGUACGGCAACAGCGGCAGCAUGCCCAACCUGGUGCCGCUCCACUCGGGCGGCGGCGGCGGCGGCGGCGGCUACGGGUACGAGUCCCCGGCGCACUACGCGCCCGACGCCUUCUACGGGGCCGGGUACCCGGGCGCCGACGCCGAGCCCUACUCCAACGGGGCCUACGUGUACGAGAGCGACGUGGAGGGCCACUACAACGUCAACCCGUCCUACCAGGUCAACGGCUACCACGGCCACGAGAGGUACCGCCACUACAGCGACCGCAGCGACAACCUGUCCCAGAACCCGUACGCCACCAUGAGGCCCCCGCGCAGCCGCACGGGGCCCCGCAACGAGCUGCUGGCCAAGAGCAUGCAGAAGGCCCUGGUGGCGGAGCACCUGAGGGGCUGGUUCCACCGCAGCGGGGCCCAGAAGGAGCCCGGCCGGGGGCCCUUCGACUACGACACGGGCUCCCAGCUCAGCCUGGGCUACCAGACCCUGCCGGCCCCCUUCAGCCACUCCAGCCGCACCAACUCCUACUCCUCUGUCUCCUCGGCGACUAGCACGGGGGCCUGGCGCAACCACCUGGCGGUGGGCCUGACGGACUACGACUCCGCCGACCGGGCGCAGUACCAGCAGCAGCCAGCGGGGGCGGCUCCCGGCGCUGCCAACAGCCGCAGCCCCACACACAGCAGGCAUCAAUUGGGUGGAAGCUACAUGAGCCUCAGCUGAAGAUAGAACCAAACAGUGGCACAAGUAAUCCCCCCCCCCCCCCGCCCCCUGUGACUGGUGAGCACUUAAAGGGGAAGUCUAAGCUAAGUGUAUUUAAUGGUCGGAGGAACACCCCUCCGGCUGCCAUAGCCCCAACGUUGUGUCCGCGUCUCAUCUGCAAGUACCCACGACUGCUUUAUCGUUCCAUGACGUCUCCAAACGCAUCACUGACACUUUCUGAACUUUCCCACGUGCCUUGGAUUGGAGGAGGAACCCAAGGCGUUGCUCAAGUGUACCGCCAUCGACCGCUGUGUCUGUGCGUCUUCAGAGUAACACCCCUUGCCCACUGCAUCCGUCCGUUGACGGAUCUCAUUGACUUUGCAUGGGGCGAUCCCGAAAUGCAUUGUGGGUCUGUCCGUUCCGUCGGCUCCGUCUCUUGCGUUCAGAAGUUGAGAAAAUGUUAACUUUUCAGGCUGCAACGGAUCCAUCAGCCAAUCAGAUCUUGGCUCCGAUAGCAAAUACCACUCCCCCAUCCGUCAGACACGCCUUCCGUCGUCCGUUGACGGACGGAUGCAGUGGGCAAGCUGCGUAAGCCGUGCAUCGAUGCUUCAUGUGCAGUGUUAAGGUGCGGACCUUCAGCCUGACCACUGUACUGACCCGGACGACUGGCGUCUAGCGAUGGCUGACGCUACACAAAGCAUCCUCAUUUCAACGUCAUGUCGUUAGAGUGUGAUCCAUUGAAACAACGUUCAUCCAGAUCUUAAUAAAAAAAGAAGGGGGUUGAAAAUGUUCACGAAUGUCACUGGGAAAGAAAAGUGAUCGAUUUCUUACAAUGGUGUUUUUAUUUAUUAAUCAUGUUCUCGGUACAUUAAAUAAGAAUGUAUUUGUUAGUACAGUUCAUAGACCCAUUUGCCUUCGUUAGUACUGUAAUGUGUUUUUGAAUGCAUGUGGAGAACACCUGUUUUUCAUAGGAAAUCCAGACUUUUUUAUACAAGUAGAAGAUCACUGCCCUAAAACCAUAACCAGCUCUAAGUUACAUUUUGUACAGUCACUGUGUAGUUACAUAUUUGUUGAAAAACAUAAUUACCUGUCAAAUAUUUUCCAAAUGAAAUGAGAACAUGAAUAAAUGGUUGUGUGAGA
Molecule: messenger RNA, 4169 nt
Organism: Gadus chalcogrammus (walleye pollock)
Lineage: Eukaryota; Metazoa; Chordata; Actinopteri; Gadiformes; Gadidae
Gene: frmd4bb
Product: FERM domain containing 4Bb
Exons: 23
Coding region: 156-3050 (964 amino acids)
Biological process (GO): establishment of epithelial cell polarity
Cellular component (GO): bicellular tight junction; cytoskeleton; adherens junction
Molecular function (GO): cytoskeletal protein binding
Source: RefSeq, a predicted model, not a curated record